CAUGGGCAAGUUGGGUCGAAGGGCCACUUUUCAAACUGUGGCUGACCACUAUCUUUAUUUCACAAAUUUCACCAUGUGUUUUGUAUCCAAAUUCUCUAGUCUUGUGCAGUGUACGUUUACAAGGUUAAUUCCCGGGAUGGCAGGACUGUCAUAUGCUGAGAGAAUGGAGCGGCUGGGCUUGUACACUCUGGCGUUUAGAAGGAUUAGAGGAUAUCUUAUUGAAAGAUAUAAGAUUAUCAAGGGUUUGGACAGGCUAGAAGAGGCAGGAAACAUUUUCCCAAUGUUGGGGGAGUCCAAAACCAGCGGCCACAGUUUAAGAAUAAGGGGUAAGCCAUUUUGAACGGAGACGAGGAAACACUUUUUCUCACACAGAAAGUUGUGAGUGUUUGGAAUUCUCUGCCUCAGAGGCCAGUUCUCUGGAUGCUUUCAAGAGAGAGCUAGACCGGGCUCUUAAAGAUAACAGAGUCAGGGGAUAUGGGGAGAAGGCAGGAAUGGGGUACUGAUUGUGGAUGAUCAACCAUGAUCACAUUGAAUGGCGGUGCUGACUCGAACGGCCAAAUGGCCUACUCCUGCACCUAUUGUCUAUUGUCUAUUGAAACUGAAGAGAAGUUGGGGCAGGCUGGGACCAUAUCCCUUGACUCCACUAGCCCCUAUAGUAUCUAACUCUCUCUUAAAUCCAUCCAGUGAUUUGGCCUCCACUGCCCUCUGUGGCAGGGAAUUCCACUCUAUUCCUUGGAGCACAGGAGGAUGAGGGGUGAUCUUAUAGAGGUGUACAAUAGCACCCGAGGAAUAGAUGGGGUUGAAUGGCCUACUCCUGCUCCUAUAGUCUAUUGUCUAUUGUCUAUUGACAGGGAUUCCAGCGCCUUUCAGCCAAUUGAUGCCAUUGGUCGCUGCUGUUCCAGAAGGUGGGAAUCUUACCUUGACCUGCAGGGUCAAUAACGGGCUGAGGUGCAUAUUCUACACCGACAGAGGUGACCGCUAUAUACCUUUGCCUAUGCCGCAAGGAAAGACAAGGACCAGUCUUUCUCUGAUGCCUGUAACCAGCGACGAUGCAGGAAGAUAUGUCUGCAACUGUUUUGUGGAAUGGAAUGAACACUCUGUCCUCUCAGCUCUUAGUAACGUCAUGACUCUGACUGUGAAUGGAAAUGUCCCAAAACCAAACAUCUCGUUUGAACAUACAACUGGUGUAGGACUGGUGGGCGGAAGUAUUGUCAUCAAAUGUCAAGUCCCAGCUGAGGGAGAGAAAAUAGUGUCAAUUCUUAAAGAUUCUGAGAAGAUUUACAACAUCAACUCUUUGUCUGAAUCUGAAGAAUAUUUCACCUUCCUCCAUCUAACUUCACGAAGCGCAGGACAUUACCAAUGUAUCUACGAAAUCAUUCUUCCCAAUAAAGGAAAAUCACCUCCAAGCGAUAAGAUUCUUCUCACAAUACUUGAUGUCCAUGCAUCCCGGAGUGUCCUGAACUUCUCUGCAUCGGAGCUAACUGUGGGAAGGAGCGUCCGAAUGUCCUGUCACGCAAACUCCACAGCCAAGUGCCUCUUCUUUGAGUACGAAGAUGAGGACCACCUUGGAAGACCCAUGUUGGAAGCCACCAGUAAUAAUGCCGUGGAAAUGGCCAAAGUCAGCCUCUGUGACUCUGGCAAUUAUGUGUGUCUUUGCCUCAUGCAAAUUAAUGGGGUUGAAACAAUCUCAGCGGCAAGUGAAUUCGUGACAUUCAGAGUGAUUGAAGACAGUAAAGGAACUGAAAUAAUUUCUGAAUCAGAUGUCACCCAGGCCCACUGCCCAGCCCACCACAGCCAGGCCCAACAGCCCAGGUCCCAUCCAGUCCACAGCCCAGGCCCAGGCCCAGCCCACAGCCAGGCCCACAGCCCAGGGCCCACUGCUCCCAUCCCCACAGCCCAGGCCCACAGCCCAGGCCCACUGCCCAGGCCCACUGCCCCCGUCCACAGCCCGGGUCCACCGCCCAGGCCCACGGCUCCCAUCCAACAGCCCAGGACCACAGCCCCCGCCCACAGCCCCGACCCAAAGCCCAGGCCCACAGCCCAGGCCCACAGCAGCCCAGGCCCACUGCCAGGCCCAUCCACAGCCCAGGGCCCACAGCCCAGGCCACUGCUCCCACCCACAGCCCAGGCCCCCACUGCCCAGGCCCACUGCUCCCAUCCACAGCCCAGCCCCCAUGCUCUUGUCACUGUGGGAGUUGCUCGCCGGCGUAGGUCCGCCAGUGCUGCCGCACCCCCCGCGAGCUGUCAAACUCCUCACUGCUGGUGUGCACGCACCACACACCGGGCUGAGGAAGGAACGGUCGCCGGGGUGCACCUGCUGAUGGGACAGCAGCCUGGAGGGGCGGGUGAAGCCCUUGCCACACUGGCGCAGGUGUUGGGGCGCUCGCUGGUGUGGGUGCACUGGUGCACCAGCAAGUUUCCAAAGCGGGUGAAACUCUUGUCGUACUGGGCGCAGGUGUAG
Molecule: messenger RNA, 2461 nt
Organism: Leucoraja erinaceus (little skate)
Lineage: Eukaryota; Metazoa; Chordata; Chondrichthyes; Rajiformes; Rajidae
Exons: 6
Coding region: 878-2461 (527 amino acids)
Source: RefSeq, a predicted model, not a curated record